Mixia osmundae IAM 14324 is the source of this 1866-nucleotide messenger RNA. RefSeq lists its product as uncharacterized. Lineage: Eukaryota; Fungi; Basidiomycota; Mixiomycetes; Mixiales; Mixiaceae. Gene Ontology annotation, molecular function: oxidoreductase activity. The record is from RefSeq and is a predicted model, not a curated record. Gene Ontology annotation, biological process: carotenoid biosynthetic process. The coding region runs from base 1 to 1866 and encodes 621 amino acids. The transcript has 6 exons.
AUGAACGUCCCGAGGAGCAAACGAGAGGCGAUGCCUGCCAAGAAGGUCAUCAUCAUUGGUGGAGGAGUCGGCGGAAUCUGUACGGCCGCUCGACUCGGCAAAGCUGGCGUCGAUGUGACCGUCAUCGAGAAGAACGAUACCGUCGGAGGACGAUGCUCUCUUCUACAUGCAGACGGGCACCGGUUCGAUGUAGGACCAAGUUUCUACCUCAUGCCAGAAGUCUUCGAGGAGCUCUUCGACGAUCUAGGCGAGUCGGUCUCGGAGCAUUACACGCUCAAGAAAUGCGAGCCUAAUUACAAGGUGUACUAUCACGACGACGAGACGGUCACGCUCAGUACCGACAUGGCUCAAAUGAAGCAGGAGGUCGAGAAAUGGGAGGGCAAAGACGGCUGGCAUAGAUUCCUGGCGUUCAUGAGAGAGGCAAGUAGUCAUGUGCACUACGAAGACUCGCUGAGGCAGGUCUUGCAUGCGAACUACGUCAGCUAUCAGUCGAUGAUCAGGCCGCACUAUUUGGUUAUGGCGAUCAAACUCCACGUCUUUGACAAUCUGUACCGACGAGCUUCCAACUACUUCUGGACAGACCGGCUGAGGCGCGCCUUCACAUUCUCCUCGAUGUACCUCGGGAUGUCACCUUUCAACGCGCCCGCAACUUACAACCUGCUACAAUACACUGAACUUGCUCAAGGGAUCUGGUAUCCCGUCGGCGGAUUCUUCAGCUUCGUCAGAGCCGUCGAGCAAUUAGCAAAGACCAAAUUCGGCGUCAAGAUUUUGUACAACACACCGGUCGGGUCGAUCAAGCUGAGUGACGACGGCAAGACUGCGAAAGGCGUCGUGCUGGCAACAGACGAGACGCUCACAGCCGAUCUCGUCAUCUGUAAUGCCGAUCUCGUGUAUGCUUACAACAAUUUGCUGCCACCUACGCAAUACGCAAAGAACCUCACCAAGCAGGCACACACCUGCUCAUCCAUUUCCUUCUACUGGGGACUGAAUCGUAAAGUCGAUCAACUGGUAACCCAUCAGAUCUUCCUUGCCGAAAAUUUCAAAGGCUCGUUCGAUCGGAUCUUCCAAGAUCACAGCUUGCCGGACGAGCCCAGCUUCUACGUCAACGUACCGAGCCGCGUAGAUCCCACUGCAGCUCCCGAAGGCAGAGAUACGAUGGUCGUCCUUGUGCCAGUGGGUCACUUGACUGGUGAUUCUGGCGCACUCAAGGUAGAGACAGAAGGCGGCGGCGCAACGCAUCGCAAGAGUCAAGACUGGGACGCCAUCGUUGCUCGAGCACGAGCGCAUGUCAUUGCUGGCUUGACGGACAAGCUCAAUAAGCUGGCUGCAGCGUCUGGACAGAAGAGCGUGAUACCGGAAGGCAAAGACUUUUCAGCGCUCAUUGGGACAGAGCUCUCCCAUACACCACUCACAUGGCAAGCGAAUCUCAAUCUGCAUCAAGGUUCAAUCUUGGGACUGUCGCAUUCGAUUUUCCAAGUUCUUGCUUUCAGGCCCCGUACUAAGCACGACACGAUCGAUAGACUUCAUUUCGUCGGCGCUAGUACUCAUCCUGGAACUGGCGUGCCUGUUGUUGUCUGCGGCUCCAAGAUUACGAGCCAGCAAGUCCUGGAGGAGCUUCAGAUCGAUCUCGCCGACAAGCCCAGCCAAGGUCGAUCACUGAAGAGUUUGGACAAGGUUGUACCACCCAUGACACUCGUCAUCGAAUCAUUCCUGCUCAAUUACGCUUUGCCGGGAGCAAUCGUACUCUUUCUCAUUUGGCUUGCAGACUUUGCAGAGUCACGCUAUGCACAGAGUGGCACGUUCGACAGGAAGCAAAUACAACAUUUACCCUUUGCAGGACCCUUUUCACACCUGCUCAAUUACUAG